AUGGAUGUAACAGAUUUCCAUAUAUUACUUAUUCUGUUGUAUUAUUUUAUACAACCUGUUGUAAAUAUUGGAAGCGAUUAUUUUGAAUGCCCACGAAGAUGCACCUGUAUUCCGGAUGUAGCUGAACCGGAUCGUUUCGUUAUAAGCUGUAAAUGGUCAUCAACAACAACAAUAAUAUCCGGUAAUAAAUGGAAACAACAAAUAUUCGCUCAAUUUCCAUUAAAUAUUACAAAAACUCUUAAUAUUGAAUGUGACAAUAAUUCAUCUUCAAUCACUCCUAUUAUUUUUGAUGAAAAUUUAUUUAGUGGAUUUAAAAAUUUACAACAUUUACGGAUACAGUUUAAUCGUUGA
Loa loa (African eye worm) is the source of this 351-nucleotide messenger RNA. RefSeq lists its product as hypothetical. The record is from RefSeq and is a predicted model, not a curated record. Lineage: Eukaryota; Metazoa; Nematoda; Chromadorea; Rhabditida; Onchocercidae. The transcript is spliced from 3 exons. The coding region runs from base 1 to 351 and encodes 116 amino acids.